AUGGCUCCAAAACGUUGUUUUAAAAAGAAGAUAACAGAGAGCUUUAUCUUCGCUCCUCAAGAACGAGGUUUGAGGACAGAUUCGGUCAAGCACAGCAUAGAUAGGACAUCUGGGACACCACUGUGCAGAUUAUGUGGUGACGCCACUGAAACGGUAUGGCAUACUGUCAGUGGAUGUAGGAAGCUUUCCCAGAGAGAAUAUAGGAAGUGCCACAACAAGGUGGCUCUACGAGUACACUGAGAGAUAUUAUAUUAAAAACGUAUGGGUUAGAGUGUAUCGAAAAGUGGUACGACCAUCAACCCUUCCAGUAGCAUAGAAUAUACCAGUGAGGAUAAAUCGGGGUAUGACUGUCUUUACGAACAAGCGGCUGAAAGCCUGAAGCACAAUCGAUCAGAUAUUCCACUAACUGUAGAACACACACAAGACACACAGGAAUGAACAUUUAUCGACAUUAAAGUGCCAGCGGACCAAAAAUAACAUCCUUACUACCGAGAAGCAAAAGUCGGAAAGGUAUCAAGACCUAGCUCUCGAAAUUAAAAGAAUCCACAGAGCCACGAGAGUAACAGUAUAAUACCCAUCUUGAUUGGUGCACUUAGAAGUAUCUCGAAGAAUGCAAACGCCUGGUACAUAUUUUAUGAAGUGCACAGUUGUCAGCCAUCCCCAUCCUUGGUACUUCCCAUAUCUUGCGGAAAGUGUUGUGUCUCUAAGCCGCGGGAAGCUGCUGAGACAUGGCUGAGAAUACCCAAAAGAUACCAGAACUGGAGGGGAUCACACAAUAAUAUUAAUAAUAAUAAUAAUAAUAAUAAUAACAAUAAUAAUGAUAACAAUAAUAAUGAUAAUGAUGAUGAUGAUGAUGUUUAUGAUGAUAAUAAUCGAUGGAUCGGUCGAUCGAUUGAUCAGUCACUAGUCACUAUCCGAAGCACAUGAAGAAGGGCAAUAUCCAAAGCAGGUGCUUGAACAUGAAAGAUCUAAAGCCAAAAAUUCAAUAACUAAGAAUGCUACUAAGUUCAAAAGGGAAGUAACAAUGCCAGAGUUUGAGAAGAGAGAAGUUAAAUCAGCCUGGGAAAAUGCUAAAUACCUAAAACAAAUGUUCAAGUCCAAAAUAAAGUCAAUGAAAGAAGAAAAGUGGGAAAACAAAUUUGCAUUGCAUGACCAGUAUCCAAAGAUCCUAGAGAAGCCUCAUGUCGACACAGUCAGCACCAACAAAAUGGUUAUCAAGUAAUCUGAAAAUAGAAACAGAGGAGCCACUGGUAGCAGCUCAAGACCAGGCAACAAAAACCAAAAACCACCAGAAAGUAAUAUGUGGCAAGCAAGUGAAGAGCAAUUGCAAAGUGUGUUCACAAUAUGA
Messenger RNA from Porites evermanni, 1348 nucleotides. NCBI's taxonomy places the organism in Eukaryota, Metazoa, Cnidaria, Anthozoa, Scleractinia, Poritidae. The record is from the annotation of a GenBank genome assembly.